AUGGGCACUUCAAAGGGCAGUGUCGCUCCGCCGAUGGCAUACUGCUCAGGAUACUCCGACGACAUCGACGUCAUCCGGGAGGGUGAAUAUCCCUUACUAAAAGACACAACCUACCUCGACCAUGCGGGCACUACGCUCUACGCAAAGUCUCUGAUUGACUCGUUCAGCCGUGACCUGACCGGGAAUCUAUAUGGGAAUCCCCAUUCCAUGUCCGCCUCGUCGCAGCUCUCGGCACAGCGUGUAGAUGACAUUCGUCUACGCGCACUUCGCUUCUUCAAUGCGGACCCGAACGAGUUUGAUCUUAUUUUCGUGGCGAAUGCCACUGCUGGCAUUAAACUAGUUGCGGACGCUUUUCGGGACUCCCCACGCGGCUUUUGGUAUGGGUACCAUGUCGAUGCCCAUACCAGUCUGGUUGGAGCCCGGGAGCUUGCGGAGGCAGGAUCUAGGUGUUUUGUGCACGAUGAGGAUGUGGAAGCGUGGAUUUCCGAGCUGGGCUCAGCGGGUCGAGAGUUUCCUGGCCUAUUCGCGUAUCCUGCACAGUCAAAUAUGAAUGGACGUCGAUUUCCGAUGCGAUGGUGCAAGCAGAUACGCCGUCGGUAUGCAGAUACAGAUAAUCGUGUCUAUACCCUUCUUGAUGCGGCUUCUUUCGUCUCGACGUCUCCGCUCGAUUUCAGCGAUGCUACGUCUGCUCCAGAUUUCACGGUCCUUAGUUUCUAUAAGAUCUUCGGUUUUCCGGACCUUGGUGCAUUAAUUGUCCGGAAGGAUGCGGGUGGUGUGUUUGAGAACCGGAAGUAUUUUGGCGGCGGCACGGUCGACAUGGUUCUGACCGAUGUGAAUCCGUGGCACGCGAAGAAGCAGACUUCGAUUCAUGAACGGUUGGAGGAUGGGACGCUUCCGUUCCACAGCAUAAUCGCUCUGGAUUCGGCAUUUGAGACUCACCGUCGUCUAUAUGGUUCUAUGCACAAUGUCGCUUCCCAUACGCAAUUCCUUGCAAAGCAGCUGCGCCACCGAAUGGCUGCUCUCAGGCAUUAUAAUGGGGCAAAAGUCUGCCAUCUCUAUACGGCACCCAAUUCGACUGAGCAAACCCACUCUCAGGGUCCAAUUGCUUCCUUCAAUAUAAGAAACAGUCGUGGUAUGUGGGUUGGUAAAUCCGAGGUGGAAAGACUAGCAAGCAUCAAGAAUAUCCAGAUUAGGUCUGGAACGCUUUGCAACCCGGGAGGUACAGCUGCGAACCUAGGUUGGACAGGGACUGAUAUGCGUCGCCAUUUCUCCGCUGGGAUGCGGUGCGGAGAUGCCAACGACAUUAUGGAUGAGUGGCCAACCGGGAUAUUGCGAGUUAGUUUGGGUGCUAUGAGCAGCAAAGGAGAUAUCGACAAAUUUAUGGCUUUCCUAGCGGAGUUUUAUGUCGAUAACCCCCCGGAAAGCUUAUUGGUACCACUCAUGGGAGAUGUAUCCUUACAGCAACCCAGCUUCUACGUCGAGAGUCUUUCCGUCUAUCCGAUAAAAAGUUGUGGUGCCUUCCGAAUACCGGAUGGACAGCGGUGGGAAGUGCGUCGAGAAGGAUUAGCCUGGGACAGGGAAUGGUGUCUUAUUCACCAGGGUACAGGUGCAACACUCAGUCAGAAGAGGUACCCUCGCAUGGCGCUCAUUCGGCCAACAGUCGACCUUGAACGUGAGAUUUUACGCAUCGCUUGUGGGGAUACACAUUCCCCUGAAGGGAAAGCUCUCGAGAUCCCACUCAAUCGCAUGAGCACCAACUCCAUUACUACCUCACUAUGUCAGAACUCUUCCAAACCGUCCACCGUCUGCGGCGACAAAGUGAUUCUCCAAGCAUAUACCUCAACAACGGUAUCUAAUUUCUUCACAAGUUUCCUCGAAGUACCCUGUACAUUAGCAAGAUUCCCUCCACGAUCCUCGACCAGAUCCUGUACUACAAAAAUCAGAACUCAGAACCACGGCCUCCAAAACCCAAUCAUGCCAGGCUCAUUCCCUCAGGGACCUUCUUCCUCACCAACACCCACACGCCAAAACCUUGGCCCCAUCCUCCUCGCCAACGAAAGCCCCCUUCUCCUCGUCUCCCGUUCAUCCGUGAACCGCCUCAACGAAUCCAUCAAGUCCAACACUCCGAGCAACUCUCCCAGUAGCAAGAAGGCCGUCGCCGCGGACGUCUUCCGUGCCAACGUCGUCGUGGCAGAGAACCUCCCAACAGCCGAAAGACCAUACAUCGAAGAUACCUGGGAAUCGCUGGAUGUUGGGCCCGAGAAGCUACGCUUUAAUGUUCUAGGCUCUUGUGAGCGAUGCCAGAUGGUCUGCGUUGACCAGUAUUCUGGCCAGCGCGGUGAAGAGCCUUACGCUACUUUGGCAAAAACGCGAAAGCUUGAUAGGAGGAUACUAUUUGGGAGACAUAUUUCGCCUGCUGGUGAGGGUGAGUGUUUAGGGACCGUCAUGGUUGGGGAUGUUGUUACGCCGUCUUAUGAUAAUGAUUCAUGA
This is a messenger RNA of Aspergillus puulaauensis, 2490 nucleotides long. It is a transcript of the gene hxB, whose product is annotated as putative molybdenum cofactor sulfurase protein (HxB). Gene Ontology annotation, biological process: Mo-molybdopterin cofactor biosynthetic process. The record is from RefSeq and is a predicted model, not a curated record. Lineage: Eukaryota; Fungi; Ascomycota; Eurotiomycetes; Eurotiales; Aspergillaceae. The coding region runs from base 1 to 2490 and encodes 829 amino acids. Gene Ontology annotation, molecular function: molybdenum ion binding; molybdenum cofactor sulfurtransferase activity; pyridoxal phosphate binding. The transcript is spliced from 2 exons.